Molecule: messenger RNA, 1290 nt
Organism: Lotus japonicus
Lineage: Eukaryota; Viridiplantae; Streptophyta; Magnoliopsida; Fabales; Fabaceae
Product: BTB/POZ domain-containing protein At3g56230
Exons: 3
Coding region: 200-1027 (275 amino acids)
Molecular function (GO): protein binding
Source: RefSeq, a predicted model, not a curated record
UUAAAUAGACAUGAGACUGGAAUCAUUUAUAAUAGGGUCCAAUUAAAGGAACAUAUUUUAUGAGGAAUGAACGUGGAUGGCAACUAUUUAUGGAUAGCAAGGUCAGAACUUAGAAGAAGCAAGUGUCUCCUUCAUCUCCUUCUUCAUCUUUCUGUGAUUUUAGAGAGCAGAGGAGGGAAAUUAACUAAGGGGCAGAGACAUGGAUUGUUGUGUCUGCACAACCAUGCCAUUGAUAUUAAGGCCUCCAAGGAAUACAAUAUGCGGGUCUUGUUAUGAAGGGGUUAGGAGUAUAAUCGAUAUUAUGCACAAUCUCGAAAGUGAGAAGGCAAAAGCAAUCACCAACCCAAACGAUUCUCCAGUUUCAAAGCGAAAUUCUAGUAAGGCCAUUGAGGAUAAUGCAAGACGGUGGUUUGAUCAUAUAAACCUCUGUAAUCAACAAAAAGAAGAGUUGGCUUUCCUCAGAGGCUUUGUUGCUGCAUUCAAGGAACAGAUUCACACUGAUAUACUGGUCAAUCCAGGCAACAAUGGUCCACCUAUACCUGCACAUAAAUCCGUUUUGGCAGCGAGAUCAGAAAUUUUCAAGAACAUGCUAGAAUGUGACCAAUGCAAAGCUUCACCUAAUAAUAACACCAUAACAAUACCCGAUUUGAACCAUGAUGAACUAGAGUCUCUCUUGGAGUUUCUGUACAGUGGAACCAUGGCUUCAGAAAAAUUGGAGAAACAUGUGUAUGCAUUGUCACAAGCAGCUGAUAAGUAUGAUAUCCCACACUUGCUCAAAAAGUGUGAGAUAUAUCUGCUAAGUUCACUUAGCACCUCUAAUGCACUUGAAACGCUAGAGAUUGCUGAUACUUGUUCUAACAACAAGUUGAAGGAGACAACCUUGGAUUUCUUAGUUAAGAACAUUGAGCAUGUCGUGUCCUCCGCUAAAUUUGAAGCUUUUGUACAUCGGAGUCCGCAGUUAACUGUGGAGCUAGUUACUAGGGCAUUUGUGAACGGUGCCAAAUCAUCAAUAUCUCCCCAAGUUUAAAGAGGCACGAUUAUUUAAUUCUUUCAAUUUCGUAUGUAUUUAUCAAGACCUAUUGAUUGAGAUCUUCAACAAGUACAAAGUAAUUCAUACUUUGAUCUCUUUUGUAACCAGAUCUCCCAUUUUAUUUUCUUUUGAGUUGUAGUUUCAAUUAGGGUGCGCUUGUAUAAAAUUUAAUUAAACGCUUGAUUAUGUCAAUAAUCCCCUAUCAUGUAAGCAUGUGUUUAUAAGUUCUAUUUAACAAAUUGAAAUAAGCUUUUAGUUUA